This is a messenger RNA of Zymoseptoria tritici IPO323, 1131 nucleotides long. RefSeq lists its product as uncharacterized. The record is from RefSeq and is a predicted model, not a curated record. The transcript is spliced from 2 exons. Bases 1 to 1131 code for a protein of 376 amino acids. NCBI's taxonomy places the organism in Eukaryota, Fungi, Ascomycota, Dothideomycetes, Mycosphaerellales, Mycosphaerellaceae.
AUGGCAACAUCCUCUUUUCCCGCCUCUUUCGUCCGCAGCGGCACCUCCAAUGGCCUGCUCAUCCACCGACACCACCUUCCCACAGACAUCAAAGACUGGCAACCCAUUCUCUCCGCAGCCGUGGGCUCUCCAGACCCUUAUGGUCGUCAGCUAGAUGGUAUCGGUUCCGGCAUCUCGUCCACAUCGAAAAUCUGCAUAGUAGCCAAGUCAGACCGGGAAGAUGUGGACUUGGACUACACGUUUGUGCAGGUUGGCAUCCGCGAUGGCGACCUGGACAUGGCGGGAAAUUGCGGGAAUAUGUCAGCUAUCGUUGCGCCGUGGGCUGCUGACGAAGGGAUGUUGCAGCAUAUUGUGCAAUAUGAAGUGGAGGGAGAGAAUGAAGGAAAGAGAGUCACCGUGAAGAUCUUCAACACGAACACUUCUAAGGUAGUACAUGUCACCUUCGACAUCUCAUCCGAUGGAGUCUACGAUCCAGUCGGCGAUUACAGCAUCGAUGGCGUGCCCGGUACGGGUUCUCGGAUUACGCUGCAGUUCCGUGAUCCGGGCGGUGCGAAGACUGGCAGAGUUUUGCCGACGGGCAAUGCGGUGGACACGCUGGUGCUUCCAGAUGGAGAGACGAUUCAAGCGAGCCUGGUGGACGUAGCCAAUCCUGGUAUCUUUGUCAGGGCGGAGGAUGUCGGUGUACCUGGAGACAUCAAGCCUGCUAUGCUCGAGGAAAGAGUCGAUGUCAUGGAGAGACUGGAGCUCAUUCGGCGGGAAGGGACACGAAUGAUGGGACUGGAUCCGGAUGUGCAGAGUGUGCCGAAGGUUGUGCUUGUGUCGAAGCCGACUCCUGAUGCCGUUGCGGACGGGACGCAUAUCGUGUGUCGAGCGUUGAGUAUGCAGCAGCCGCAUAAAGCUGUGCCGUUGACGCUGGCACUGAACCUGGGCGCCGCGUGCAGGAUACCAGGAACGAUCCCAGCGAUGACCGCCGUCAACUCUGAAGGCAAAGAAUCUAUCGUCGUAGCCCACGCCAGCGGCAAGGUGGAAGUCGGAAGCGUAUUCGAAAACGGCAAGAUUAUUAGUGCUCUACUCCAUCGAACCGCAAGAAUCAUGAUGAAAGGCGACGUCUUCUACCAGACCAAAACAUGA